UAUCACACGGUCCAACACGAUUAUCGACGGCUGGUCCGAUCUGUUGAGAUCAUCGAUGAUGAUAAUGCAGCUGAAGUUAUUGCGGUUAACUUGGCGGUGUUUCAUAGGAGUUGCAUACACAACAAAGAAACUUUACAAAAAGGAAUUUCGUUGAAUUUCGACUCUGACACUCUACUCCUGUAUUAGAAAUGGAAAACUCAGUCCUAGAAGAUGAUUGCAAUUCUAUGGAAGAAGAUAACGAUAGCUUGGACUCAAGCCCUGGUCAAUGGAUGAAACAAAGGCGAUCAUCGGUUCUGACAGGGCGUGGAGUCACUCUAAAGAUGCUGAUGGAUGAUCAUAUAGUUGAGCCUGGAAAUGGCUGCUUGUCCAUAGAUUACUUGGGCCAGAAAUUCAAAGCUGACCUUCUACAAAGUGGUCAAAUUCGCUGGGAUGGAACCAAGCAUUUGUUUAACUCACCUAGUGCCUGGGCAAUACACGUUAAAAAGCUUAUUAACCCUGACAAGAAGUCUGGAUGUGGUUGGGCAUCAGUUAAAUAUCAAGGAAAGAAGUUAGAUUUAGUUAAAUCCAUUUGGUACAGAAAAGUGGGACAAAAAUUAUCAGGAUUAACACCACCCUUGACGCCUUCCUCUGAGCUGAAUUUGUCUAUUGAAGAAAAUGGUGACAAUGGCAAUUAUUCCGAUUCAAUGGAAAUACUUGAAAGCAAUGGAGAGAGUAAUGGAAUGGUUGAUAAUGGAGGAGCAGUGGAUCUUAGAAGUGAAGCAACAAAAGCUAGAUCACCAACACAGGAAGUUGAUGCUACAGAACAGUAUGAUAAUUUCAGUUUGUUUAUACAAAAAAUGGAUAAAGAGAAGAAAGGAGAAACAGAAGCUGUAAAAUUGCAGAAUGAUGACAAGCAUAACAAUGAAAACGGAACAAAUGAAAAACCAAAGAUUAUUAAGUACUCCAUGUUACCAAAGGAAAAAUCAAAGCUUCCAUCAACAACACAAGUAAAAAGUGUACACUUUGAGAAAAUUGGAAAAAUUCAACCAUUUACUGUUUCCAUAACAACUAACUGCCUGAUGCUAAUGGAUUUUCAUUGCCACUUAACAACAAGUGAAGUCGUAGGUUAUCUUGCUGGUAAAUGGAAUAAUCAAACACAACAUAUGACAGUACUACAAGCAUUCCCAUGUAAAUGCAGGCUUGGUGAUAAGGAAAAUGCAGCACUAGUUGAAACUAUGAUUCAGCGUGACAUCGCAUUGAGAGGUCUUUCCCUAAUUGGAUGGUAUCAUAGUCAUCCGAAGUGUGAUGUGGAACCCUCUGUCCAAGACAUCAAUUGUCAGAUGCAAUAUCAGCUAAAACUGAAGGGAGAAGGAGCGUCGUACCAGCCGUGUCUUGCCAUGAUCUGUGGACCUUAUAGGGAUGAUUCAAAAAGUUCCAAAAUAAGUGCAUUUUGGGUGAUGCCUUCAAAAGAGGAGCGAAGCCUUGAUUUAGGAAUGCCAAUGGCGAUGAAGGUCAGCCAGCAACAAGAUGUCUUCCUCACCCAAGAUGUCUUGCAAGAAAUGAAAAUGUUAGCAGAAUUUUACAAAGAUGCAAAUGAUGCUAUCAAAUUUAGUGAUAAAUGGCAUUCAUCUACAACGUAUCUACACAAAUUUAAGGGUUCUUUGACUGAUAAGCUGCCUAAGGAUAACUCAGAUGGGAGGCUCUUGCAAUACAUUGAAUCCUUAAUCAUAUAGUGUUAACCUAUGCCAACAACAGUGCAGUUCUGUGUUUACUCAAUACCAUUCCUUUUCAAAAGAUAGGAUUGUGACUUCCUUCAUUGAUUAUGAUUCCUUUUAUAGUAAUUCCAACUUGACACUUGCCAUACCUCAGAGCUAAUGUGUAGUAGUGUGUAUGGAGGUUUGUAUGUGUGUGUGGGUGGGUGUGUGUGUGGGUGAGAAGACAUCUAUGUGGUAUGCUGGUGUGUAUGUCUAUUUAUUGUGGUGUGUGGAUGUGUUUGUUUGAAUGUUUGUUAUGAGAGUAUAAGAAAUAAUUUGUUUAAUGGUUUAAACAUUACAGAUGAUUAUAUUACUUGCUAUGUAAGUAUUUUUGAGUUAUUUUCUGAGGUAUCCUGUCACUGCUUCAAAUCUAUUAGAAAAUCUUUAAAAAAAAUUCUGAGUUUAGUUAAUUUGUAAACAUCCACAGUAAUUAUAUAAAGUAAUAUUUGAAUGUUAUGUAAUAUUAUUGAUGUAAUAUUUCAUUUAAUGCCCUCCUUUUUUGUGUUUACUUUUUAGCCUAUACUGUAUUUAUUUUAUGUUCUUUGUUGUAUUUUUUUCAUCACUUACAAUUUCUAGGGUUUUUUCAUAUUUAUUAUGACAGUUGUUAAUACAAAUCACUGCACCAUAUGAAUACUAAUUAGUAUUUGACUGUACUUUUCAAACCUUGAAAAAAAAUGACCUUCUAAAAUAUGCUCUGUAUAUAUCUUGAAAUUUUUAAAAGAAAAUUGAAAUGAAGUACUGUACCUCAGACUAUGCACUUUCCAUUUACAUGGAUGUUAUUAUUAAUCUUGAUGACUUCUGGAAGUAAAUACAAUUCUGUCACUAUUUUUAAUAAAGAGAGAUGUUAUCCAUUGAUAUAGUAAACCAAAGAUUACUUGAAUAUUUCUCCCAAGAACGAUGUAUCUAUGCAUAAGAGAUUCAGUAGAUGUGACAUUUAGUGUAAAUAUUUAUAGGUAAAAAGCUGUAUAAAAUGGGAUUAGGGUUAAAGGUUAAGCGAUAGCUCUUUGUGUUAAUUUUAUGAUUUUGAUAAAACUGGCAUUAAUCCAGGCAAUUAUUUUGAAAUGUAAAUACUUGUAUCCUGUUUUUCAUGUUGAAAUUGGUUUGGAAUUUUGUGCAUGCCAAAAUAGACCUAUCCAAGAAGAAUGGCGCCCUCUGUAAUGGCGCCGACAUAGAGGGCGACACUCAAAAAUGCUCACUUGGAUAGGUCUAAGGUGUGAUAUGACAUAAUCAUGCCCAUAUUUGGACAGCAUACGCUCACUUUCACAAGCUUUUUUUCACAUCAACACUCACCAGUUUCAGAUUGGCACUGCGAUCAUUGGCAACAGUUUGACUAUUACCGGAGCUAGUUACCUUUUUUAUUCUGUUAACUAUGUGCUCUUCAAAACUAACAUUUCGUCAUUGUAUGGGAUUUUUUUUUUCUUUGCUCUGAAGACUUUGGAAUAACUUAAUUGUUCCUAAAAGGUAAUCAUUCUAUCCUACUUGCAAGUUAUACAAAAAUGGACAAUAGAAGUCAGUAAUGAUCCAUGUAAUGAGUUUAAGGAUUGAAUCAUGAUUUGAGUUAAAGAUCUUAGUGCAUAUUUAGAACUGCUUCCAUGUUUUGUCACCCAUUUAUUUUCAGGACCUUGUUAAGAUAUUUGACACAGGUUACCAUGAUCCUCUCAAGAUUCUGCUCAUCUCGCCAUCCCCAUAACAAAAAGAUUGUUUAGUGAUAGGUCAUUUUCUCUAAUUAUGCCUAAGUUAUAAAACAGCCUGCCAACCAAUGCGUGUGAUGCCCUACAGUAGCGUGAAAGGGUUUUACAAACUUCUUAAAACGUGUCUCUUUCCAAAGGAGUAGGUUUUUUUUAUAUUUUUGUGCUGCUCUUUGUUAAAUUGUUAAUUUUCUCCUUUUCUGAGCAAUUCUUUAUUUCUUGUGUUUUUCACUUUGCACAGUGCUUUGGUGUGUGUGGAAAAGGACUUAAUAAAUCCUGUAAUAAUAAUAAUACUGUAACUUCUUUAAACGUGUCCCUUUCCAAAAGAGUAGGUCUUUAUUAUAUUUUUGUGCUGCUCUUUGUUAAAUUGCUGUUUUUCGCCUUUGGUGAGCAAUUUUUUUUCUUUUGUUUUUCAAUAUAUACAGUGCUUUGGUCUUUGUGGAAAAUGGCUUAAUAAAUCCUGUAUUAAUAAUAAUGUAAUUGGGGGAUAUGGGUGGGUUUUAAUUUUUUUUUAUUGUAUUUUAGUACAUCUGAUAAAUAUUUGGUAUAAUUUACUGAGUUUUGCUUUGGCAGGUUGGUACUUGCAUGAUACACAUACUGUAUGAAAGUACUGUACUAGUAAAAUUAAUGCAAUGCAGGGUUCUUUAUUUGCACUUUUUUACUAAUUGUCAAAAAGUAUUAUCUAGAAAAACUUGAUCCACAAUAAAAGACUAUAUUGCUAGGUGUAAUAAUUAAUUUAAUUUUUUUUUUAAAUAAUAUAUUGAUAGUAUAGCUUUUACGUUACACUCUCCAUUUAGUUAAGAACAUUUUGGACUGAAAUUUGGUUUCCAUAAAGAAUUGCACAAGAUAAGUGUUGAGAGGGAAUCAUUCAUGAACUGAAAAAAUAAAUAGAAGUACAGUAGUCUCUUGAUUUUAUGGCCCUUAAGCCAGGCUCCAGGGAUGCGGUGGGUUGGGGUGGAAUUAAUAUGUUUCUAAGAACCCGAAGGGGUGUUUGACAAAGUUAGUUAUUUCAUAAUAUACAGAUUAGUUAUUUCAUAAUAUACAGAUUUUUAACUAUUUAAAAGCUGGGUGAAAUGUUAUUAAUAUCAAUUUAAUAUUAUAUUUACCAGCAAACAAUCAUAUCUUCGGCUUAAAUGCAUGGUAAUGCUUAAGUCAUUAUUUAUAAACCACGCCUAGAAUAAAUGCUGAAAUUUCAUUUUAAUUAUAUAAAUAAAAAUAGGAAAAUACGUUGCUAAUGAGCAUUUUUGUUUUCACUUACACAUUCAAGUCUGCAAUUGCUGGAUCCUUAAAUCUGUGUUAAAUAUUUUCAAACUGGGCGAAUCCUCAACCUUGUGCAUAAGAAGGAUGUUCGUUAUAUAUUUUUUAAUUAUUAUAUUGUAAAUGUUAAUGCCAUAAUUGUUACUUUACUAAGAUGAAAACGUUGAGUUAAACUUGACAACAGUGUUGUAAUGAUUAAAAUGUGCCUUCAUAAUGUA
Anneissia japonica is the source of this 4896-nucleotide messenger RNA. Its product is annotated as MPN domain-containing protein-like. Gene Ontology annotation, cellular component: BRISC complex; BRCA1-A complex. Gene Ontology annotation, molecular function: metallopeptidase activity; polyubiquitin modification-dependent protein binding. NCBI's taxonomy places the organism in Eukaryota, Metazoa, Echinodermata, Crinoidea, Comatulida, Comatulidae. The coding region runs from base 189 to 1712 and encodes 507 amino acids. The transcript is spliced from 15 exons. Gene Ontology annotation, biological process: double-strand break repair. The record is from RefSeq and is a predicted model, not a curated record.